Cajanus cajan (pigeon pea) is the source of this 1333-nucleotide messenger RNA. RefSeq names its product phosphatidylinositol-glycan biosynthesis class F-like protein. The record is from RefSeq and is a predicted model, not a curated record. Lineage: Eukaryota; Viridiplantae; Streptophyta; Magnoliopsida; Fabales; Fabaceae. Gene Ontology annotation, biological process: GPI anchor biosynthetic process. Gene Ontology annotation, cellular component: endoplasmic reticulum membrane.
CAAAACCCAACAUCUUUUGCACAAGUUCUGAUUGGGCCAAGCCCAUUUGCAACCGCGAUAUCUUCUCCAAUUUCCCUGUCUCUAUUCUAUUCGAAAUUUCGAGUUGCGGAGAUCCUCCUCCAUGGAUCGCCGGAAAAGCAGCGAGAAAACGACGUGGAAAGCCUCAACCAUGGUACCCUCGCCCCCAAUCUCAGCUUCAGAGGCUUUCAUAGUCAACACGUUAUGCGUGCUCGUCUUGGUCUUCGCCUUCUGGGUUGCGAACUCUCUCUACUCCAUCAACCUCGUUACCGAUCCUUCUCUCACACUCUUCUUCAUCUGGAUUACAGAGCUCCCGAUUGUGACCCUUCUUUACAGUCGCUAUCGACGAAAUCGCCAGCGAUGCACGUACCUGGGAGCUGUUGGAAGAGGUGUUCUUGGGGUUCCUGUAGGGGCACUAUUGAAUUUUUUAGGAGCUGUUGCUUUGGGGGCCCCUGUUACAUUGCAGUAUCUUCCCAAGACCGUAAACUGGGCUCUUAUGAUGUCGAUGUUCACGACAGUUCCAGCGUCAUGUGUUCUUGGUUCAUCAUGGGCUGACUGGCGACGUAUAUUUGCACAAACCAAGCCAAAUGGAUCGAUAGAGUACCUUCUUUGUUUACCAGCUCAUGGAGCAGUUAUUGGGGCAUGGUUUGGGGCCUGGCCAAUGCCACUUGACUGGGAGAGGCCAUGGCAGGAAUGGCCUAUUUCUGUGAGCUAUGGUGCUAUAGCGGGUUACCUGGUGGCAUUGGUUGCAUCAUUAGGCUUUGUUCUUGCUUGUGGAAGGCCACAAAAUAUCAAAAGAGAAUGAAGUGCUAGUAUAUGAUUAUAGUAAUUGGUAAGUUACUUUACUAACAGCUAAUUUUUAAUUUGUUUUCCAUUGUUGAAAUCAUAGGAAAAAGAUCGAAAAGGAGGAAAAGAAACAAGGCCGUUAAUAUUUUGAUGAUGUGAUUGAUAUCAUAUGGAACGUUGAUAUGUCAUGAAUCAACAUUGGAUAAGUAUCUUACAUCAAUAGACCACCAACUAUGCCAAAUCUUAAUUUUAAGGUUGAUCAUGUUUUUUUUUUCUUUGCAUUUUUCUGCUUGUGGGUGUGAGACGUAGAAGCAUAAUUUCUUCAGGAACUAGACACGGAAGCUGUCUUUAGAAAUUCCGUACUCAAAUCUGUGACCUCCUCCUAGUCACACGGCAGCAACUCUAAUUUUUGUGCCAAGACUUUCCUUCAGUAAUUUAUGCUGAUAAUGAUUUAUAAUUUCUAUUUUUGUUUUAGUAAAUAAUGUCCAAGAUUUCAAAUUUAGAUAAUGACUUGCCAAAUAUUUACAUU